Apus apus (common swift) is the source of this 2190-nucleotide messenger RNA. It is a transcript of the gene MFSD2A, whose product is annotated as MFSD2 lysolipid transporter A, lysophospholipid. The record is from RefSeq and is a predicted model, not a curated record. Gene Ontology annotation, cellular component: membrane. Lineage: Eukaryota; Metazoa; Chordata; Aves; Apodiformes; Apodidae. The transcript is spliced from 14 exons. Gene Ontology annotation, biological process: carbohydrate transport. Gene Ontology annotation, molecular function: lysophospholipid:sodium symporter activity. The coding region runs from base 5 to 1582 and encodes 525 amino acids.
CGGCAUGGCCGGGGGCGGCGGCGCGGAGCGGGCCCGGCCCGGGGGGCUCCUGCCGCCCUCCUGCCGCCAGCCCCGCCGCAGGGAGGGCCGGGAGCGGCUGUCGGUGUGCAGCAAGCUGUGCUACGCCGUCGGGGGAGCUCCCUACCAGAUCACGGGCUGCGCGCUCGGCUUCUUUCUCCAGAUCUACCUCCUGGACGUGGCUCAGCUGGACCCUUUCUAUGCCUCCAUCAUCCUGUUUGUGGGGCGAGCCUGGGAUGCCAUCACAGACCCCAUGGUGGGCUUCUUCAUCAGCAAAACAUCAUGGACCCGCUUUGGCCGCCUGAUGCCCUGGAUCAUGUUCUCCACCCCAUUUGCUGUCAUCUCCUACUUCCUCAUCUGGUUUGUCCCCGACAUCUCCAGCGGCCAAGUGAUGUGGUACCUUGUCUUCUACUGCAUCUUCCAGACCCUCGUGACGUGCUUCCACGUGCCCUACUCGGCGCUGACCAUGUUCAUCAGCAGGGAGCAGAGCGAGCGGGACUCGGCCACCGCCUACCGUAUGACAGUGGAAGUGCUGGGCACCGUGCUGGGCACUGCCAUCCAGGGCCAGAUUGUGGGCAAGGUGGUUCCUCCCUGCAUUGAGAGCCCCCCCUUCAUCGGCAAGACCAACUCCUCGGUGGCCAUGGAGGAGCUGAACAUGACCCGUGACACUGGCUCGCUCACCGACACGAGAAACGCCUACAUGAUCGCGGCGGGGGUCAUUGGGGGGCUCUACAUCCUCUGUGCUGUGAUCCUGUCGGUGGGCGUGCGGGAGAAGAGAGAGGCCUCUGAGCUCCAGUCGGACGAGCCUGUCUCCUUCUUCCAGGGGCUGAAGCUGGUGAUGAACCACAGUGCCUACAUCAAGCUCAUUGCUGGCUUCCUCUUCACUUCUCUGGCCUUCAUGCUGCUGGAGGGCAACUUUGCCCUUUUCUGCACCUACACCCUGGGCUUCCGCAAUGAGUUCCAGAACAUCCUCCUGGCCAUCAUGCUCUCGGCCACCUUGACCAUCCCCCUCUGGCAGUGGUUCCUCACCCGCUUUGGGAAGAAGACAGCUGUCUACGUGGGCAUCUCGUCUGCCAUCCCCUUCCUCAUCAUGGUGGCUGUCCUGGACAGUAACCUCAUCGUCACCUACAUCGUGGCCGUUGCAGCUGGGAUCAGUGUGGCCGCUGCCUUCCUCCUGCCCUGGUCCAUGCUCCCAGAUGUCAUAGAUGACUUCAAGCUGCAGCACCCUGACUCCCAUGGCCAUGAAGCCAUCUUCUUCUCCUUCUAUGUUUUCUUCACCAAGUUCACCUCUGGGGUCUCACUGGGCAUCUCCACACUCAGCUUAGACUUUGCAGGCUACCAGACCCGAGGCUGCUCCCAGCCCAAUGAGGUGAACAUCACUCUGAAGAUGCUGGUGUCAGCUGUGCCCGUGGGCCUGAUCCUGCUGGGCCUGCUCCUCUUCAAGCUGUACCCCAUCGAUGAGGAGAAGCGGAGGAAAAACAAGAAAGCCCUGCAGGACUUAAGGGGAGAGAGCAACAGCAGCAGCUCGGAUUCAGACAGCACAGAACUGGCCAGUAUCGUGUGACCCUGGGCUGGGUCCCUCUGCUCACACCUGGGGUUCCCCAAGGACUCAGACUUUUGGGACGACACCUCCAAGGCUGGACCAGCCUGUGGUACCACUGUAGGUGUGCACCAGAGAGGAGCACCUGGAGGAGCCACGCUGAGCCUCCCACCACCUCCAGCACCAGAUCUGUGCCGGUCUUGUGCCUCCCACGGGAUCCACAGAGCACCCGUAGUGUACAUUACACAGACUGACCCGUGGCACUCGUGUGUGUGCCUCACCAGAAGCAAGCACUGUUCCCUGCUGGAUCCUGGAAGAGCAGAAAAGCCUGGAGAAGGAUCUGUUUCUGCUCCUCACACUCUGGUGCCCACUGCCCGACCCCCUGUGGGGCUGGGGGUAAUGGUUAGUGUACAUUACACUGUCAAUGUGACCGCGCCAAGGACGUGAGCUCACCUCUGCUGCCUGUACAUACUACACUAAUUUGGAAAGCUGUUCCUGUUCUUUUUUUUUUAUAUAGAGCCUAAUUAACUUAAUGAUGUAAAUAUGAAGCUAUUUCCUAUUUGUAUUUAUCUGUACAGAAACCAAACUCGAGAAUCUAUUAAUAUGAAUUUCCAUAAAAGCGGGGGAAGGCA